This is a messenger RNA of Seminavis robusta, 2367 nucleotides long. The record is from the annotation of a GenBank genome assembly. NCBI's taxonomy places the organism in Eukaryota, Bacillariophyta, Bacillariophyceae, Naviculales, Naviculaceae.
CAUAAAUUUUGCAGCAGCCCUCCGAUACUUCUAUUUUGUUUCUUGCUUUCAUAAUAGUAGGCAGUCCUCUGUCUGCUCUGCUCUGCUCUGCUCUGCCAUGUCGGAAUCAGCGCCCUCUACAACCACUCCUGCUGCAGCUGAAGCAGCAACAGGAGGAGGAGAGACUAGUGCUGCUAAUCCCUGGGCAACCGGCUGGAAUCGUUUCGUGAAUUCCGUGCAAAAAGGAAUUUCUAGCAAACAAGAAGAGCUCAAAGCGACACGCGAGGCGAAAGACGCGGGUAAAAUUUAUGACUAUGAGACGAAGGAAUGGAAAUUUUACUAUAUUGAAGACGAAUGGAAAGCUUUGGAGAGCAAGGCGGGUGAAUUUGGCGCCACGCCUUCUACUUCUACAGUAGGCGAUAAAAAAGACGAACGCCCCGUCAAAGAUCGCAAGUAUUACGAUAUGUUGGAAGCUUCUACCAACGCGACACAAGGAGAAAUCAAAAAGGCAUACUAUAAAGCGGCCCGCAAAUGUCAUCCCGACAAGAAUCCCGACGAUCCAGAAGCCGCCGAAAAAUUUCAACAAUUGGGUCAUGCGUAUCAAGUGUUGAGCAAUGACCAGUCCCGUGCGUAUUAUGACAAGCACGGACCGCAAGAUGCCAAUGCCGCCGAAACCAAUACCGAUCAAGUGGAUCCCUUUGUGUUUUUCAAUGUCAUGUUUGGAUCCGCACUGGUGGAACCGUAUGUGGGAGAAUUGUGGAUUGCCCAAACCACCGCGGAAGCCAUGAGUGACACGGAUGCCAUGGAGGAAUUCAAGAGUUUGGAACUCAACAAUACGGGUGAUCCCGACAGUGAAGAAGCCAGAUUGGCGGAAGAAGAACGACGCGAGAAGCUAAUGGAAAAAAUGAAAGAAAUGAAAGCCAAAAAUGAAUGGACACAGAAAAAACGACAAGUCAAAAUUGCAUUAAAUCUCAAACAACGUUUGGCAUCGUAUUCCGAAUCGACCAAGGCUGAUUUUAUCAUUGAAGCAAGACAAGAAGCGGAAAAGAUUGCCGGCGGUGCGUACGGGAGUCUCUACUGUAUCACGAUUGGAUACGCCCUCUUGCUGCAGGCGGAAGAAUUCCUCGGCAAUGAAACGACACUCUUUGGAUUGGGAGGAUUUGCGGCAAGGACCAAACAGUCGACCAGUGCGCUUGGCACCAAUUUCAAACUCAUUGGAGCGGCCUUUAGUGCCGCCACGCAUGGAGCCAGGGCCAUGCAAGAAGCUGAAAACUUGCAAAAGGCAACCAUGGAUAAAACAAAGGAGGGCGGCGACGGCACCGAUGCCGCCAACACCAAUAGUGACAAGAAAGAAAAGGCUGCGACCGACGACGACAAGAAAGCCGACGACACGAUUGACCCGGAAGCGGCCGAAAAAUUGUCCGAAACCGUCGAUGCCACGCUGCCCGCCAUUCUCAACUUUACAUGGGCCAUUAACAAACGCGACAUUCAACAGACACUGCGAGAAGCCUGUCCCAAAGUCUUUCAGGAUGCUUCACCUGACGCAAAUCCCAAUGCCGCACAAUCUGUCAAACAGACCCAACUCCAACGCGCUCAAGCCAUGGAAGUCCUCGGGCGAGAGUUUUAUACCGUGGGGAAACUGGCCGAACAGAUCGCGGUCAAGGCCGGAAAGGAAGGAGGAGACUUUAAUGCCGAAGACAUCAAGGCACGGGUCACUGUCGCUACCAUGACGACCAUGGCCAAGGCACAAGGACAAGAAGUCACCGAAGCAGAUCAAGAAGAAAUGAUUCAACAAGCCAAACAAAUGAGUGCCGGUGGUGGUCCUCCACCUACUACAGGCGCUCCUGCACCUGCGGAUAGUGAUGAAAAGGAACUUCUCAAGGAAGACGUCGCCGAUGACGGUGUCGAUUGUUAGCGAGCGUGGAACAAGUAGCGUGCGUGUUUUGGUUUUGGAGCAGUUGAUCUAUUGCUAGCUCGACUGGAUAGGUACAGUUAGUAGGAUGCACUCACUCUACUUGAAUGUAGACAGUCACCACUAUCCAUAGUAGCAAGCGUGCGCAUUACAUUACAUAGAGAGACUCCCGCGUUUUGAUGUUUCAAAGUAGUGUAGGUCGUCAUCUCUACCGGUUUAAGUUUUUGUCUUUCGUCCACACGGUUACUCGAGCUCUUUCCUGGUGGCAUCAUGGAUAGUUUGCUCCCUCCAUCAGUUGUCAUCCACCAGCCUGCCUGCAUGCGGUGACCCUCAUGCAGUUGCACCAUGCAUUGACUUCCAUGAAUGAGCUAAAAACUCCUGUUUACUAGUACUUCCAUGAAUGAGGUCGGUUUCUUUUGCUGAACGCCACACGAAAGAUCUAUACUGUAGCUCUAGCCAGCUGCCAGUAGCCAACC